Messenger RNA from Mycena citricolor, 2025 nucleotides. Lineage: Eukaryota; Fungi; Basidiomycota; Agaricomycetes; Agaricales; Mycenaceae. The record is from the annotation of a GenBank genome assembly.
AUGGGUAUCGAAAAAAGAGGUGCAGAAAUGCCCGUUUUCGGUUGGGUGCUGUGGAUGCACGGCGACAUUCCGGUCGAACGCGGCUCGCGGGGCAGCGCCAAACAGAUGCUCGAACGCUGCCGGCAGCGGUUGUCGCGCGGAACGUCGGUGAUCGUCUUCCCGGAAGGGACGCGCACCAAGACGGGAGAGAUCGGACGGUUCAAAGACGGGGCUUUCUUGGUGGCCAAGCAUGCCGGCGUGGGCAUCCAACCGGUCGUGAUCGACGGCACGUGGAGCCUGAACGACGGCUGGCGGCUGCGGAUGCCGCAUACGUUCCGGGUAAAGGUGCUCGACGCGCUGCCUGCGGAAUACGUAGCGUCGAAGGAAGCCCGCGAACUGGCCGUCGAAAUGGAAAACCGGAUGCGGACGGCGCACCUGCAAAUGACCGGAAAACAACAUAAACGAAAAAUAAAAGAGAUAGGAGCACGAGAAUCGACUAUGGGUAUGGUUGCAGAUUACGGGGACGAACACAUCCGGACACUGGAUUGGAAAGAGCACAUCCGGCGGCGGCCGGAGGUGCUGGACAACUCCGUAGACGAAUACAUGAUGGGCUUCGGCAAGAGCAUCGACAUCACGAUCGCGGACGACAAGACCGUCACCGUACGCGACUACGGACGCGGCGUGCCGCUCGGCAAACUGGUGGACGUGGCGUCGAAGAUGAACACCGGCGCGAAAUACGACUCGAAAGCGUUUAAAAAAUCGGUCGGACUGAACGGCGUCGGCAUCAAGGCGGUCAACGCGCUGUCGGACGCUUUCCUGAUCCGCAGCGUGCGCGACGGCGAAGCCCGCAGCGUGCGGUUCGAGAAGGGGAACGAAAUCGCGGACGUGUCCGAAAGCGGCGUCGGCGAAAAGAACGGGACGAUGGUGUCGUUCCAUGCCGACGAAAGCGUUUUCGGCAGCUACGACUUUCACAUGGAAUACGUGGAGUCGAUGGGUCAACGGGCAGCGUUCGUCUCGAAAAACGGGCUGCUCGACCUGCUGCAGGAAAACCUCGGCGAAGAGCCGCUCUACCCGCCCGUUCACCUCUGCGGAGAGGACAUCGAAGUGGUCAUCACGCACGGGCACGGCUACGGCGAAACCUACUACUCGUUCGUCAACGGUCAGCAUACGACGCAGGGCGGAACGCAUCAGACCGCUUUCCGCGAAGGGAUCGCCAAGACGAUCAAGGAAUUUUACAAAAAGGACUACGAUGCGGCAGACGUCCGCACGUCGGUGAUCGCGGCGAUCAGCGUCAAAGUCGAGGAGCCGAUGUUCGAAUCGCAGACCAAAACGAAACUCGGUUCGAAAGAGAUGGGCCCGAACGGGCCUACGGAAAACGAAAAAGAGCGCAAGGCGAUCUCGGGCAUUCAGAAAAAGGCCCGAGAGAUGGCCAAAAAAGUGAGCCUGAACAACAAGAAACUGCGCGACUGCCGCAUCCACCUGACCGACAAGAACGACCGCGCCGAAGAGUCGAUGAUCUUCAUCACCGAGGGUAAUUCGGCCAGCGGCUCGAUCACCAAAUCGCGCGACGCGGCGCUGAACAUCGAGGAGGACAUGGACAACCUGCGCUACAACAAGAUCGUCGUGGCGACCGAUGCCGACGUCGACGGGAUGCACAUCCGUUUGCUGCUGAUGACUUUCUUCCUACAGUUCUUUCCGGAAGUGAUCCGUUCGGGACACCUGUACAUUUUGCAGACGCCGCUGUUCCGCGUCCGCAACCGACGGGAAACGCGCUACUGUUACAGCGAGGAAGAGCGGCAACGGGCGGUCGACCAACUGGGCCCGAACCCCGAAAUCACGCGAUUCAAAGGAUUGGGCGAAAUCUCGGCCGACGAGUUCAAAGAGUUCAUCGGCGAAAACAUGCGGCUCGACAAAGUGCGGCUGACCAAGGAAGACCCGGUCGCCGAUCUGCUCGAAUUCUACAUGGGCAAGAACAGCAUGGAACGCCAGGGCUUCAUCAUCGGCAACCUGCGGAUCGAGGCCGAUUACGUGGACAACCUGAUUUAA